GAGAGUGGUUUGGAAGCAGUGAUGAGAGCAAAGUCAUUAUUAUGAGAACAUAGGUUCAUAUUAGAAUUAGAUAGGAAACGCUAUUGAACUCAUCUCCUCUUCAUUGCGGUGGCUGUGAUGUCAGAGAACUACUCGUUGGAGUCGUUCACGGUGGAAGGCAGCGACGGAGUGAAGCUCCGUGCGAGGGUGUUCAAGCCAAGAACAGAAGGAAAUGGCAAUCUGGGGAUCGUUUUGGUGCACCCAUAUUCCAUUUUGGGUGGUUGCCAGGGUCUCCUCAGAGGAAUCGCUUCUGGGUUGGCUCUCAAUGGUUACACCUCUGCCACCUUUGACAUGAGAGGUGUUGGCAAAUCCACCGGCAGGCCUUCUCUCACUGGCUUCGCUGAAGUUAAGGAUGUCGUUGCUGUCUGCAACUGGCUCUCCAACACUUUCUCUCUUCCCAGGAUUCUGUUGGUUGGUUCUUCCGCAGGUGCACCUAUAGCAGGGUCUGCCGUUGAUCAGAUUGAAAAAGUCAUUGGCUAUGUUAGCAUAGGUUACCCAUUCGGAAUGACUGCCUCAAUCCUUUUUGGACGACACCACAAAGCCAUCCUACAGUCCCCGAAACCAAAAUUCUUCAUUAUGGGAACGCAAGAUGGAUUCACAAGCGUAAAGCAGCUGAGAAAUAAGCUUAAUUCUGCAGCAGGACGUGUUGAAACACAUCUAAUCGAUGGUGUUGGUCACUUCCAAAUGGAAGGGCCUGCUUAUGACGCCGAGAUGGUGGAUCUCAUCAUUAAGUUUAUUGCAUCACUGUGAAGAAGACAUAUAAGUAAUUGCUGAGUGUGAAUUGCAUCUCUAUUGGGAUUAAUUUGUGUACAUAAUCUGACUUGUUAAAUCUGCAUAUUAAACUCUU
Molecule: messenger RNA, 886 nt
Organism: Vigna umbellata (rice bean)
Lineage: Eukaryota; Viridiplantae; Streptophyta; Magnoliopsida; Fabales; Fabaceae
Product: alpha/beta-Hydrolases superfamily protein
Molecular function (GO): hydrolase activity
Source: RefSeq, a predicted model, not a curated record